Mercenaria mercenaria is the source of this 2277-nucleotide messenger RNA. RefSeq lists its product as uncharacterized. The record is from RefSeq and is a predicted model, not a curated record. The coding region runs from base 237 to 1346 and encodes 369 amino acids. Lineage: Eukaryota; Metazoa; Mollusca; Bivalvia; Venerida; Veneridae. The transcript is spliced from 5 exons.
CUCAGUAGUAUGGCAAUUUGUUUCACCGUAACGGAUUUAUUUACAACCUUAACCUUUGUAGCCUUCAUUGCGAUAAUUGUGCAGUUAUUGGCCUCGUUGUCAGUAAAUAUUCAUGAAGAUAAAUAUACAAUAGAUACGCGCGUAGUUGGGUUAUCAAUCUAUAUUUUGGCGUAUGAAAAGGAGGACUUAUCUGUAAGUUGUUACACAUUGAUGUUGGAGUGUAUGUAGAAGAUAAAAUGUCAUUUGCAGAAGGUUCAAUGAACUUUUCCGAUGAGGACGAAAAUGAAACAUCGCUCAGUGGUAUUUUCGACUUACUUGAAAGUCCAGACUGUGAAUCUCCCGAAGUCAUACUACUCAUAGGAAGAAGUGGAGCGGGAAAGAGUGCCUUAAUCAAUACACUACACAAGGUCUUGACAGGGAAAUAUUAUCCAAUUGCAAAACAUGGGAGCGGUAAAGCAUUAACUGUUACUAUGGAACUGAACAGAUACGAACAUUGCGGAGCUCAACUGCAUAGGAUAUCCAACGCAUCAAGGAAAGAGAGAAUGAAUGACACAAUACGAAAAUUGCCACACAUCAUAGACUGCGCGGGACUCGCAGAUGAAAAUUCAUGGAAAUUACGUGAACUACUUGAACUUUUGAUAGGAGGUUAUAUUCGUCCUGGAACAAGCAUAUCGGGUUUAGAAAUUAUGCAGACGGAAUAUGGCGAAGGUGGCCUGACAACAGCUUUUGAUGUUUCAAACCCUGAAUGGAAGGUCACUAAAAUUGUCUUCGUGCAAGGGUGUAUAGAUGCAAUUCCAAUAAACCUUAUCGCAUGUUUGAGACAGACCUUGGAAAUCGUUGAUAAAGACACCUUUACGAGAAAAUAUCGAGUUGGCAUCUUUGUGUUGAUCACUAAAUAUGAUCUAGUUAAGGAUUCCAAAGAUAUCAAUCUUUACGGGAAGGAUCAAGACAAGUCAAUUAGUCUGACAGAUCUAGAGAAGGUCGAGACUGCUCUUGCACAGGAGCUGAACUUCGAGGGAGCCUUAGAAUCCAACAGAAUACGCUGGGUCAGCUUAACAGACAAUACUGGACUUGAUAAUCCUUAUGUGGAAAAUAUUGCGCUCAGAUUUCUAAAAAAGAUGAUUGAACCAGGGGUACCAGACGUUCAAUACACAGAGCCGAUUCUGAAUAUGAGAAAAAAGAUUAAACUAAAGAUGAAAAGAUGGGGAAACGAGUUGAAAGAGUUAUUUCUAUUGUUGUUAUUUGCUGCCUUUAUGGUCGCUUUGCUUGCUUUCUGUUACUAUUUGCUCAACGAAACCGCGGUACAAAGUGUAGUCAAUAAUAUAAUGGAAUUUCAGAAAAAAUGAGUUAAAUAACAGUCGCAAAAACAUGCAUUUUACGUCCUUAUUCUGUUUUUGUUAAAUGAUAAAACUUUAAGUACAAACACAUUUAAUGAAUGUUGAAUUAAAGAAGGAUAUAUCGCUACUGAGGUACAUCAAGACUGAUAUUGUGAUAGCGAAUUUAGAUCAAUAAAAAGAUCAUGUUUAACAUAUAACACAUCCAUGCCAAAUGAUACCUGGCUUCGUUCAAUGAAUCUUUUUAUUAGGAAUAAAGAAAAGUGUAACAUUCACCAGGCCCAAAGCUCCGGUUAAGGUGGAAUUCUUCUGUUAAACAGAAACAUUGAAUAAACUCCGCCAUCCGGAAGGACAAAAAAAUAAUGAUACUGUGUCAAGUUACGGGGCCAUAUUUUACGUCCGCCAAAGGUACUUGAAGACUUAUGUUAUGGUUUUUAAAUAAACCUAUAAAAAGUUUUUUGGUAGCAUAAAACACAACCAAGAAAAAUAACAGCAGAUUCACAAGAAAACAAGGACCAAUGUCCAACUAAAAAGCUAUAUUCGAACAAUGCAUCCGCCCAUACAUCACUCCCACGGAAUUAUCGGUACGUGAAAAUGUAUACAAAUUGCAAAGGCCGAGCACAAACAGAAACAUAUUCAGUAAAACAUAGAAGCAAAAGCAAAUUGACACAAACAUACAUGAAGAAAGAACUUGGUGUAAGUUUAUACAUGAUAUAGACUGCCAAAUAUAUAUAUAUAUGCAUCUUGAGGAAGUCAAAGUAUCUUUGGAACAGGAAAACUUCUUAGAUUGUACAAUUACUUUAUUCUUUUCUUUUUUACUCUUUUAUUAAUGAUCUAUGAUCAUUCCAACAUGUCCAAGAUCCCAACAAAAGAAUGUUCCAAAAUCCCAGGUAAAUAUAACGGCACAUUACGAAAUGAAUAGAAUUAUAUAUAUAUAUAGUGA